This is a messenger RNA of Varanus komodoensis (Komodo dragon), 6129 nucleotides long. It is a transcript of the gene EHD2, whose product is annotated as EH domain containing 2. Bases 813 to 2423 code for a protein of 536 amino acids. The record is from RefSeq and is a predicted model, not a curated record. NCBI's taxonomy places the organism in Eukaryota, Metazoa, Chordata, Lepidosauria, Squamata, Varanidae. The transcript has 5 exons. Gene Ontology annotation, cellular component: cytoplasm; plasma membrane. Gene Ontology annotation, biological process: endosomal transport; endocytosis. Gene Ontology annotation, molecular function: GTP binding; calcium ion binding; protein binding.
CCUCUCCCUCUUUCCUGGAUUAUUUAUGUUGGUGUAUUCUGCCCCCUGCCUUCUGGCAGCUGCUCCUCUGGAUAACCAACAUCUAGUCCGAACUGGAGUCCUGCUCAGAUGCUAUUUGGGACGCCAGAAGGGUGGGAAAAGCCUGCAUUUCCACAAACAAACAACCAGGAGGGAUUUUCCAUCUGAAGCUGACAUUGGUCUGUGAGUUCCACGCUCCACCCUAGCCUGGACCGCACUUUGUGCUGGCACACUGCCUCUUCCCACAGCAUUUUGGAGACGAAAGAGACCGAAGAAACCUAGUGAUUCCUGCACGGGAGCUUUUCUUUCUGAUCCAGUUUGUGUGAAUCCAGUGGCAAAGUAAAUCCUGUGCUUUUUGUGCACCUGAAUCUCAGAGAAUAAGCAAGUUUAGCACCAGAGAUUGGUGACUUCUACAGGAGAGAUUAUUUUUCCCCUGGAAUCUACCAAACAAAGCUCUUGAACACCCUUCAAGAUCUGGAGCAACCCGCUCAAGUAUCUUUGACUUAGAAGAUCUGCAGACACCACCCAAAGGAUCUGUUGAUUCAUUUGAUCUGAGGUCCUGGAAGGAUUAGAGACUCACCAACUGACUGUAUACUGAGAUCUUUGGAUGCCAUUUUUGGGGCCUUCCCUGUUCCUGUUGAUCUUGAUAUAGUCCUCUAAAAGGCCAGCCCAUCAAAACAUUCAUCUCCAGCCAAGGUUCUUUCCCUCCUGGUUUUUGUUAUCACCCUUGAUUUCUCAAUUUAGAGUUUAUUUCCAAGGAGGUGGGCCUUGUGCCUCUCUCUCAGGUUGGCAACAUGUUCAGCUGGAUGAAGAAGAAUGAGAAGAAGACCCCAGAAGUGAUCCGCACAGUUACGGAGGGUCUGAAGGACCUCUACAAGAGGAAGCUGCUGCCUGUGGAGGAGUUUUACCGGUUCCAUGAUUUUCACUCACCGGCCUUGGAGGAUGCUGACUUUGACAACAAGCCCAUGGUGCUGGUGGUGGGCCAAUACUCUACUGGCAAGACCACCUUUAUCAAGUACCUGCUGGAACAGGACAUCCCUGGGAGCCGCAUUGGCCCAGAGCCUACCACUGACUCGUUCAUCGCUGUCAUGCAUGGCGAAACAGAGGGGAUCAUACCAGGCAAUGCCCUCAUUGUGGACCCCAAGAAGCCCUUCCGAAAACUGAACCCCUUUGGGAACACCUUUCUGAACCGGUUCAUGUGUGCCCACUUGCCCAACCAGGUUCUGGAAAGCAUCAGCCUCAUCGACACGCCGGGGAUCCUGUCAGGUGCUAAGCAGCGUGUGAGCAGAGGUUAUGACUUCCCGGCUGUGCUGCAGUGGUUCGCAGAGCGUGUGGACCUCAUCAUCCUCCUCUUUGACGCCCAUAAGCUGGAGAUCUCAGACGAGUUCUCGGAGGCCAUCCGGGCCCUCAAGGGCAACGAGGACAAGAUCCGGGUGGUCCUGAACAAGGCCGACAUGGUGGAGACGCAGCAACUGAUGCGGGUCUACGGCGCCCUCAUGUGGUCGCUGGGCAAAGUGUUCAACACCCCCGAGGUGCUGCGUGUCUACAUCGGGUCCUUCUGGUCGGAGCCACUGAUGAUCUCUGACAACCGACGGCUCUUUGAGCUCGAGGAGCAGGACUUGUUCACGGACAUCCAGAACCUGCCCCGGAAUUCUGCCCUGAGGAAGCUUAACGAUUUGGUCAAGAGAGCCCGUCUGGUCCGGGUGCAUGCCCACAUCAUCAGCCACCUCAAGAGGGAGAUGCCCUCCGUCUUUGGCAAGGACAACAAGAAGAAGCAGCUCAUCCAGAAGCUGCCCGUCAUCUUUGCCAAAAUCCAGCUCGAGCACCACAUCUCUCCCGGCGACUUCCCUGAUUGCGGCAAGAUGCAGGAAAUGCUGAUGGUGCACGACUUCACCAAAUUCCACGGGCUGAAGCCGCGCAUAAUGGAUGCGCUGGACGAGCUGCUGACGCUGGACAUCGCCAAGCUGAUGCCUCUUCUGCGCCAGGAGGAGGUGGAGGUCCCUGAGCAGAUCGUGCAGGGUGGGGCCUUCGACGGCAGCCGCAACGGCCCCUUCGUGGAAGGAGCCACGGAGGGGGCCUACGAGGGGGUGGAUGAGGACGACUGGGUGGUGACCAAGGACAAGCCCAAGUACGACGAGAUCUUCUACAACCUCUCCCCGACGGAUGGCAAGCUGAGCGGGACCAAGGCCAAGAACUGGAUGGUCACCACCAAGCUGCCCAACUCCGUCCUGGGCAAGAUCUGGAAGCUCAGCGACGUGGACCGCGACGGCAUGCUGGACGACGAGGAGUUCGCCCUCGCCAGCCACCUCAUCGAGGUCAAGCUGGAGGGCCACGGCCUGCCAUCCGACCUGCCCCGCCACCUGGUGCCCCCCUCCAAGCGCAGGCAGAAGGGCUCGGCUGAGUGAGGGGCCUCCCCGGGCCCGCCGUCGCCGCCGCGGCGACACCAGGCUUGAACUGCUCCGGCCGGCCCUGGUGCUGCCCCAGCCGCCUUCCUCCGCUGCCGUUGGGCUCCCAAAGAUAGCUUCCUGGCUCGAGCGCCUCGUGAAGGCCGUAAUCCCCACACAGCAGCUGCUCUGCAUCCGGCAGUCCUGCUUUUGCUCCGCCCGUCAACCCAGACUUUGUUUCUGCCUUCUGCCUGCCCUCCUUCCCUAGCACCCCCCCCCCCAAAGGCUGCAGUCCAGCUCCAGAGGCCGCAGCUCCUCUCCUCACGUAGUCCUCGCUCCCUUAGGCCUGGAUUAAACUGCUCCAGUUGGUCUCACAGUUCGGCCCCGCACCUCCCUUUUCUGUACUUGUGCCAACGAUCCAGCUGCCCUGGACUUCCCUCAGAGGACUCUUCCCCUCAGAAUCAGGCUCACGGAGCGCCAAGUGGCCACCCUUUGUUAGUUCCAUCACGCCUGAGCUACUAGAGGUGGAGAGCGCUUCCUCGGGCUUGCACUGCUCCCGCAGGCCUCACUGUGUCCCCGCAGACCAAGAGAAGGCCAGUCCCUGUGACCCUGCUCAGCAGGCCUCAGCCCUGCCAGCAGUUCAGCCUCCAGGCGGCCCCAGCCCAUCUUGUUCUUCUUCUCCCUGCUGACAUCCCUGGAAAACAGCAGGCCUCCUCUCUCUCUGGGUGGGUGUCCCACGGAUGCGCAAGACAUUCUGCGACCCAUGGACAAUGGUGGCCGGCGGCUUCUCUGGCAUCCCUGGCCCUUGUCGGACCCCUUCCAUCAAACCGAGGGGGAGACAAGUCGAAGCAGGAGUGGAAGAAGGUGAGGAGAAGCUCGGCGCACGAGAACGCCUCGUCCGGAAGCUUGCAGAAGGGCUCCGGAGGAGGGCCCCUCUCCCCAUCCUGCCUGGACCCCUUUGGUGGGUGGCUGGGCAGCCUGCCCUCCCUGGUGCUAGAGGCUCCUAUUUGGUGUCGAGGGUCCCUCCAGCUGCUGCCCCGCCCUCAGCCUCACCUGGCCCCUCGCUCGGCACCUCCUCGCUCACUGACCAAGCCGAGGGGUGCUUCCAGGGUGCAACUCAGGGACUGGGAGGUGGGUGGAGAACGGGCCGCGUCCAGGCAAUCCUGCUUGGAUAUCUGGGUAGCCGUGAAGGCUUCAGUUGCUGCCGCCCCGCCCCCUUCUUUCUGAAGAGAUUCCUAGUUCCCGUCCUAGAGCCGAAGCUCCUUGGAAGGGGAAGUCUGUGGCAUUCCGUAAUAGGCCUUCCUUGCUCCCUAGCAGAAAAACUGGACACCUGACCAAGGAGAUGAGCAGGGCUGUGGUGCUCCCCACCUCUUUUCUCAGGGCUGGCAACUAUGUCUCUGUGACUCUGGAAGAUGGAGAAACAACCGCUGGGUAUCUUCCAUGCCACCAGGAAAAACAGGAAGGAAACCCACAUUCUGCCAUUGGAAGAUAUCACGCAAUGCGUAGAAUAGCCUCACCCAGGGUGAUCAACUUUCAACAUUGAGGGUGCCUCUACUUUUAAAAAGUGCACAAAUUUUGGUAGCUGCAGUUUUAUACAGCCCCUGGACCUUCAAGCCAGACUUGCUGAAAUGUGCCACAUUUAAAAGCUCAGGGAUCCCAGUAUUGAAAGCUUGGUGACCCCUGACUUUAGCAAUACCUGUUAGCUGUCAGUGGGCCCCUUUGUGUGACUGGCUGAGCUGCUGUGAUGUCACCGAACGUACAUGGGUGGCUGAAGUUGGAAGAUCAUAGCUGGGAGUGUUGAUAAUCCCCGUGGUUGCUGGGCGAGGGAAGAACCUCAAGGAUGUGGGGCAAGAUUCAGAGAUCUGGAUUGCACAUGUUGGUUCCAACUAUGUCCAGUCUUUGGCUGUAAGCCUCAAGCUGUGUGUGUUUGCGUAUGGUUGCUUCGUCUUGUAGACUUGUACUGCUUCUGAUUCUGGUUUAUUCAGCUAUUCUUUUAAAGGAAAUGAUACAUUGGAAAUGAAAGGACAUAAAGAAGCUUCCAAUCACCUUUCCAAAAUCAUGAGGUCUAGCCACUUACUUAAACACAAAGAGGAGAUUCUCAGGAUGUUGCUAGUUCAGGAGUAGGCAACCUUUUGGGGCUGGGGGGAAUGUCUGGCAAUUUGAGAAACUCCUGGGCACAACCACAAAGUCACUGCCACGCAAGACAAGGCAAGGGAAACAUCGCUUGCCCAGAUGAAUACAAGGCAGGCGUGUGGUCUCUGCCCCAACACAUUAAAGAGCUUGGGACCCCCGUGUUCAGCUCCAACAGAAACUUAUUUCACAGUAAUCUCAGCUGCCAGUUCAUUAAAAAAAUUAACACAAAGGAAGGGGAGGUCACUUGACCUUGGAGGGCAUCACAAGAGGGGUCUGGCUGUAUAUUGGUGCUGGCUACCCCUGCUGGAGUUUUCUCCUCGGAGCCCGGAUCCUGCAGCGGCAUGGCAAACUGAGGGCUGUGCAGAAAACCCACGGCACUGCAUCCUCUCCUGACGCGGCCUGGAGAGCACACAGCCACUCCUACUAAGAGAACUUCCUGGUCUGCCCCUCGGCCUUUCCUGCUCUGCCCACCCAGACCUGCCAGCAGGGAAACCGUCUGGGGGCAAAUUCAUCCUCACGAGAGUGCUCUGCAUGGAUUACCCCCAGAAGAACUAUGACUGUACUCCACCCGUGCUGCAUCAUGCAUACAUUUGUAUAGAUUAACUCCUUUUAUCUUGGUCAAGUCUCACAUUUGAACCGCUCACCAACAGCUUGUGCUUCUCACUAUUGUUAAAAAAAAAAGGCACAAACUUAUUCCGUGUGUCAUGGCUGCUUUCCUCUCUCUCUCUCUCUCUCUCUCGGAGUUUGCCUUGGUGGGUGACAUGAAGCUGCACAUGAGGAGGUUUUGGGGAGACUUCUGAACUUGGGGUGAUGAGGAGAAGGAACAAGGCAUUAAACUGCACCGUCGAGAGACCUGGGGGAAACGGACAUGGCUGGCCCAGCCACAGAGAGUGCUAAGCUUCGAAGCAUAGGCCAGCCUUGCAACUCCAAAUGCAUUGGCUACAACUCCCAUCAUCCUCCAGACUGGAGGAGGAGAACAGCUGCAGUUCAGCCCAUCCAGAGGGUGCCAAGGGUGGCUUAGGAUGGGCCAUGAAUCCUUUUAGCCCGUUGUGCAAGUUUGGGUCCUAUCCUGUAGUCAGCUGGGGCACGAGCCCAUCCUCAGCACGGUCAAUCACAAUCCUCGCUGCUCCACCCAAGAACCUGAAAACCAACGAUCGGGGUUGCCGAUCGCCUGGAAAAUAAGAAUAACCUAAUUUUGUUGACUAAGUUUUGCCUGGCUUGCUUUGCUUCCAAGGGGUGGCCUCAGGUCUGUCCUUGGUCCACCCUUGGCCACUUCACUAUGGGGUGGGGGUGGGGGCCCUUGAGGUCUGGAUUCCCACCCUUCUUCACCAACAGCUGCCCCAGCCACGGGGAUUUCAGGAGAGGACGGCACAUGUGGGCCCCCUCCAUCACACGACAGCAUCAAGGCAGCAUGCUGGCAUUCGCCGCAUGGGCCUGGAAUGUGCUGGCCAUCUUUUGCCAAGACCAAGGGGCUGCUCCUCACGGUCUCCCUGGGGCCCAGGGGCACAGCCUUCCUUGCCGAUCCCACAGCGUGCCUCCGUGGCUCUAACGGCAUUUCAACCAGAAUAAAACACGCUGUAUGUACACCUCUGAA